AUGCGCUGGAAUAGCACACCAGUGCUAUUCCAGGACCAGCAGUACGUGGUUGACUGGGCAAUUCAAUUCAAGAACAUUACCAAAGCCAAUCGCUUGAGGGGCAGCCUGGAUUUUGGCACUCGCGACAGCCAAGGUACACCCACGUCUCCCGUCGUCACCCCGGCCUUGCCAACUUACGUCCCAGAUCUUGAGAUCAGCAUUGCAAUCAGCACCCCAACCUCCGACAUGCUGUCUGACAUGGGUGAUGAUCACUACCCUAUCCUCACUCCAAUGGAGGCAGAGGAGGCCCUCUCACAGUUCCCCGCAGGCCAGGAAGAGCCAGAGCCUGAAGUCUACAAUAGAGGCCGCCGCAAUUCCUUUGACCGGCUUCAGGAAGAGUGGGACUACACUCAGAGAAUGUCGAAGGAGGCUGAGGACCAGGACCAUAAGCCCAGUGCCGUGCCUUGCAAACCAGGCCCUGACGAUACCAUUGCCAUCACUUUGCCUUUGAAGAGGAAGCUGAUUCCUGGGAAUCUUGCGCCGAGAUUUCCACCGUUGUCCGAGGAGGAGAUACAGAGGAUUAAGGAGGCAGACAACAACCCAAACACCGUCCGCUCUACAAAGACGUGGGUCAAAAAAUGGAACCAGUACAAGGAAGAGUGCCACUUGACCUAUGAAGAUGGCACUGUCAACGUUGCUCAAUUGAACAAGGACUUGGAGGCCUUCAUCAUUCAGGUCAAAAUGGACAAUGGGGAAGAGUUUCGUGACUCCAGCUUGGAUACUGGCUUUGGUAGUCUUGGCCGCUAUCUCAAACUCAAAGGGGAGGAAAACAACCGGGUUGUCAAUAUUCAGUCUGACACUGAGUUCCGUGGUGCACGUACUAUUCUCAACGUGAGGAUGGCCAACUUACAGAAGAUGGGCAAUGGUGGGACCAACGCAGCCUCUGACCUCAGCCUUGAAGAAUUUCGCACUAUGCUGGGUUCAGCCUUCUGCUCGGUGGACACGCCGGAAGGCCUUCUCCACCGCGUUUACCUCUACCUGUCAGUCUUCCUCGUUGAGCGCAGAGGAGAGGCAAGCCACAUGGAGGUUCCAGAUCUGAAGCUGAAGAUGAUGGCUGCUGGGGAGUACUAUUUUGAGAGAACCAUGACCGUCGAAACGAAUCACCAGGGCGGCCGCUGUGGUGUGGUGGGGAGCCGAGUCAUAUUCCCGCAACCCUAG
This is a messenger RNA of Fimicolochytrium jonesii, 1197 nucleotides long. RefSeq lists its product as uncharacterized. The record is from RefSeq and is a predicted model, not a curated record. The transcript is spliced from 3 exons. NCBI's taxonomy places the organism in Eukaryota, Fungi, Chytridiomycota, Chytridiomycetes, Spizellomycetales, Powellomycetaceae. Bases 1 to 1197 code for a protein of 398 amino acids.